Messenger RNA from Cottoperca gobio, 823 nucleotides. Its product is annotated as interleukin-17A-like. Bases 241 to 660 code for a protein of 139 amino acids. Gene Ontology annotation, cellular component: extracellular region. The record is from RefSeq and is a predicted model, not a curated record. Gene Ontology annotation, molecular function: cytokine activity. Lineage: Eukaryota; Metazoa; Chordata; Actinopteri; Perciformes; Bovichtidae. The transcript is spliced from 4 exons.
UUUUAAAUCUUUUUAGCUGCGACCCCCAAAUCUGACAUUCCUCAUCCUCAGCUGCACUUUGUGUCAUUCAUCAGUAGCUGCUAGCAUAAUAAUGCUACAUGGUGAACAUGAUGAGACUCAUCUCCUCACCGUGAGGUGCAGAUGGAUGCACAGAUAACAGGAAUCUCCCCUCAGUCAUCACAUAAAAGCAUCUGAUGUCAAAUCCGUGACAACAGAAGCUGGACGGAGCAGAGAGGCAACAUGAAGCUGCUGCUGGUGUGUUGCAGUGCAUUGUGGGUAGUCGUCUCCUCCUCCAGAGUGUCUGAGCCUCCUCCUCCUCCUCCUCCUCCCGCCUGUGACUCCAUGUUGGCGUUCUCCUCCGAGGUCUCCUCCUCGUCGGAAGGAAACGGGAACAUCCACCGCAGAUCUCUGUCCCCGUGGAGCUGGAGGUCGUCCACAGUGACGAACCGGAUCCCCUCCACUCUCUGGGAGGCCGAGUGCAGCGGCGUCUGUUCCAGUCCCAGCACCGGACAGACGGACGGACACAACCUGAACUCUGUCCCGGUCUACCAGAACGUCCUGGUGCUGAACCGGCUGGGAGGAGGUCGCUGCUACACGGCGUCCUACCGCUCUGUGGCUGUCGGAUGUACCUGCGUCUGGGCCAAAUCCAACCACAACUAAACCAUCUCAACCUGAACCCCCACCACCCGAACCUGAAUCUGAAUCUGAACCAGAACCAAAGAAUGGAAGCAAAAUGGACUGAAUAAAACAAACAAGCCUGUAACUCCAUGUUUGUAUAUUUAUUUCCCAGUGUUUAGUGAACUAAAUGUAAUUAAACUAAAUU